CUUUAUGCCUUCAUGUAUGUUUGGUCAGUAAUGUUUUAAGGCAGGGAUUAGCGAUGGGUCAAUUCCUGUCCCCUCUGUGGACUUUUUGACUCUAUGCUAGUUGCUGUCUGUACUUGCAUUGUUAUUUAGAUUUGCAGCUUUUAGACUUUUGCUUUCUGCAGCUUGUUAUCGAUAAUCAAGUGAAAAUCAAGUUCAUCAGGCAAACUUUCGGUCUCACAGUCUUUUGCGAGUAUGCACUGUAUCUAGCUCAACACUCAAAAGACAACUGUCAAGCCUGCAGUUGUCUUUACAGUGUCUUUGUAUGUCUAUUAUAGGGGAUGAGACAUGGAGAGGAGGGUCAGACUGCUUGUCUGUUCAUCCUGUUUACUUGCAUUCCCUGGCAGGGCUCACUGGGUUUGAAAUGCCAUGAGGAAGGCUGUGUGUAUGUGUGUUUAAAUUGAGAUGGCCAACCAAUAAACGGGCAGUUCGUGUCACACCGCACCAUUUGAGGGUGGAGGGUAGCCCAAGCCCGACCUUCCUCUGACUCUUCUUCGGUGUUUGCAGUCCAGUGUGUAACAAAGCUCUGUCUCUGCUGAGUUGAAUGUUGAUUUUGCUAUCAGAAGUCUACCAUGCCUUUUCUACUGGGGUUUAGACAGAGUAGGCUGCUGUGUUUCGGAGUGAACAACCAGAGCUACUUCUGUGAUUCGGGCCACUGCUGUGGAAAGUCCCAGUGCUGCAGCUAUUACUAUGAAGUGUGGUGGUUUUGGUUGGUCUUGACACUCAUCGUCAUUCUGGGCUGCUGCUGUGUGUGUCACCACCGCAGAGCCAAACACAGACUGCAGCAGCAGCAACGGCAGCACGAGAUCAACCUCAUCGCUUACAGAGAAGCCCAUAACUACACCUCUCUACCCUUCUACUUCAGGUUUCUGCCUGGUUACCUCUUACCCGCUUACGAGGAAGUCGAGAACAGACCUCCGACACCCCCUCCUCCAUAUAGUGCCUCUCAACCAGGCCAGUCCACCAGCACUGACCCCAUGUGCUCUGAGCAACCAGAUGAGCUCUGCCCUCCACUACAGUCCAGCCCUGUUGCCUCUGCAUCAGAGAACUGUUCCCCAGGGCCCUGCAUCGAGCAGCCACAUUCUCCCACCACCCACUGCCCCGCCAGAAACGCCCACAAACCAUAUCUCAGCCUAGAGGAGGAUGAGCAAAUCCAGCAGGUAGCAUGUGCUACCUCACACAGCCUAGUCAAACAAAGCAGUGAGGAUCUGACUAAACCUGGAGAGCAAGGCUUGGACUGUUCUCCUGACAGCAAGGACAAGACUUCAGGCCGUCAUAGGCACUUCACGGGUGACUCUGGGAUUGAAGUAUGUGUGUGCAGCCAGGGGCCCGGGGACAGAGAAGAGGAGAUGAAAGAGCUAGUAGGCCAUAUGGAUGGAGGGUUGCUUGAGGAGCAGGACUUCUGUGAUAGCUGCAACCCCCGCAGUAGUAGUCCUCAGGGUUUAGGGGAUGAGGAGCAGGGCCUGGCUGCCUCAGACGGGGAGCCUCAGCAACCCCCGGUCUGCCUCCAUUUGCACACCAUCAUCGAACAGGAGGAUCCACAUCAUGGCAACAAAAUAGACCCUCAGAGUUGAGCACAACUAGUUCCAGCAGAGACUUGUUUUACACUGCUGUCUCUUUGCCUUUACUUUCUCAAAAGUACAUCAAUCAGUUUUUACUGUCAGCAAUGUCACUUUGUGUGUGCGUGUGAAAGAGUGUGUUUCAAGAGGGUGUUAAUGUGCAAAUCCUUUAUGGUUUUUAUGGAUUAAUUGGAUAAUCUAAUAAAGACAUUAAUAGGUCAGUUGCCUCAAAGAGAGGUCACGAUCAAAGCCACAGGGGAAAUUCUGUUCCCCGGUUUAUAGGCUUAUCGUGUUGACCCACAGCACUGAAUGACAUGCCUUUAGACUAUUUUUUUUUUUUUUAGGCUGAUUGCCUCCUGAGACCCAAACCCAAAAAUGAAAACUGGGUCAGAAUUUACUCACCCUCAUGUUGUUUUUCUUCUGCGAAACACAAGAUAUUUUUAAUGAAUAUUCCAGUCCUUUUUUUCAAUGCAAUAUUCAUUAAAAUAUCUACUGUGUUCUGAAGUAGAAAGUUAUACGGGUUUGGAACAACAUGAGGGUGAGUAAAUGACAGAAUCUUCAUUUUUGGGUGAACUAUUUCUUUAAGGUCUGAUUAAAAUGAUCUGUGGUUGUUUUUUUCCCCCAAAUUCUUACCUUUAAUGUAAUUUAAAAUAUUGCCCCUCCCAAAGGGACAAGAUUACACAGUGCAAACAAAGGACAGAAAACAGGGUAAAGACUGCCAUGACGGUCUCAACCAGGCAGUCCACUGAUACUUCAGAGCUUUAAUUGUCUUUUUUUUUGUGCUUUUUGUCUUUUUAUAUAUAUAUAAUUUUUUUAAAAUGUGUGUCUGGAGGAGUAUCACUGCAUGAUGCUAUUCAGAAAAAUAAAGUCACCUAAUAGUGAUCUUGUCGAAAUAUGUGCUCCCUACCUAGCAGUUAAACUGGGUAGGGUUGUCAUUUUGUUUUUGUCUUGUUUUGUAUUGCAUGGUUUUGGCUUAAUCCAAAACUAAACUAUAUUUCGCAUGAUUAUUUGCAUAGAUCCAUAAGCAGACGUCCACAGUUGUUGUUAUACCACAUGCUUUCAAGUAGUGAAAUUUGAAGUUCAUUAUGCAAAGAAUCUUUAAAUGCAGGCUGUAAAUACAACCCCAAUUCCAAAAAAGUUGGGACAGUAUGAAAAAUGCUAAUAAAAACAAAAAGGAGCGAUUUGUAAAUUAUAUUCACCCUUUGCUAUAUUGAAAGCACUACAACUAAACAUUAUAUGAUGUUUUACUUUGUAAAUUUCAUUUUUCUAUUUUUUAUUUACAGUAAUUUCAAAUCAGAUCAUUGCAGCACACUCCAAAAAAGUUGGGACAGUCGAGUGUUUACCACUGUGAAACAUCAUUUCUUCUAAUAACACAAGCAUUUAGGCACAGAAGACACAAGUUUGUUAAGUUUAAAAAGUGGAAUUUUCCCCCAUUCAUCCAUUAUGCAGGUCCUCAGCUGCACAAUUGUACAGGGUCUUUGUCGCCGUAUUGUGUGCUUCAUAAUGCGCCACACAUUCUCAAUUGGAGAUGGUCAGGACUGCUGCCAGGCCAAUCUAGCACUCUCUGCUUAUUCGGCCAGUAUGUGGUUGGAAGUUGUCCUGCUGAAAAUGCCGGGAUGUCCCUGGAAAAGACGGUGCUGGAUGGUAGUAUAUGCUGCUGCUCAAAUUUUUUCAUAUCUGUCUGAAUUAAUGGUGCCAACACAGAUGUGCGUGUUACCCAUGCCAUGGGCAUUGACAAACCCCUGGCCCAUACAGACACUGGCUUUUGGACCUGAUGCUAAUAACAGCUUGGAUGGUCCUUUUUCUCUUUGACACAGAGAAUACAAUGGCUGUUUUUCAAAAACUAUUUGAAAUGUGGAUUCAUUGGACCAAAAAACAUGGUUCUACUUUCCAUCUAAGGUGAGACCGAGCCCAGAGAAGUUGGCAGCGCUUCUGGACAGUGUUGAUGUAUGGCUUCUGCUUUGCAUAGUAAAGUCUUAACUUGCAUCUGUGGAUGCAGCAGUGUUGACUAACAAAGGUUUACUAAAGUAAUCCCAAGCCCAUGUUCAUGAUAUCCAUUACAGAUGAAUGAUGUUUUUUAAGACAGUGAUGUCUGAGGGAUCAGAGAUGACGCACAUUUAGAAGUGGUUUUCGUCUUGCCAAGAUUUGACCAGAUUCCUUGAAACUUUUAACUAUACUGUGCACUGUAGAGGGUGAAAUGCCCAAAAUCCUUCCAAUUUGUCUUUGGGGAACAUUGUUCUCAAAGUGCUGGAUUAUUUGCUGAAGCAUCUGUUGGCAAAUUGACAAGUCUUGAACGAUCCUUGCUCUUGAAGGACUAGGCUGUUUUUGGAGGCUCAUUAUAUAUUAUGACAUAAUUGCUUCAUCUGUUUAACAUCUCCUUGUUUCACAUUGCCUUGUUAUUUUAACUUGUCAAAUUGUUAUUAGUCUUAAAUUGCCCGUCUCAACUUUUUUGGAGCAUGUUGCAAUCAUCUGAUUUUAAAUUACUGUACAUUAAAAAAACAACAACAAUGAAAUUCACAAGGUAAUCAUGUAAUGUGUAGUUGUAGUGUUUUCAGUAUAUCAAAGGGUGAAUAUAAUUUACAAAUCACUACUUUUUGUUUUUAUUUGCAUUUUUCAUACUGUCCCAACUCUUUUGGAAUUGGGGUUGUACUUUUGUAUAUAGAUUUAACCCAUUUUGCAUAUUUACAGUAGGUGCCUUUAUUGAUUUUACUAGUUUUGCCAUAUGCCUUAAAGAGUCCAAUGUGUGUGUGGUCGGAUUACUGCAUGAAAUAAUCAAGGGCCAGUAUGAGUGGAAUAAUAGACUUAAGUACAUACUAAUGGGUAACUUCUUGUAAGGAUCACUUGAUAAGCCUUCCAUCGAAACAUAUCAUUUAAAUAUGUAUGUUAAUCAUUUUUGCCUUAAUUUAAUUUCUGUAUUCUCCCAUAGUGCUUUAAAUAGUUUUUGUAUCUUAACACUGUAAGGGAACUCUUGCACCAUUAGCAGUAAGGUGACAUAUAUAUAUAUAUAUAUAUAUAUAUAUAUAUAUAUAUAUGCUUUAUUACUUAGAGUAAGCUUUUAAUGUUUUAUUGUAGCAGAUCAGGUAAGGUUACUGUUAUUGCAAUGUUAGCAUGUUCUUCAGAGUAGCACUUUUACAUCUGGUUAAUGAGAUGGAAAUACAGUGUGAUGGCAGUAAGACUUCCCCAAGCUGCAUUACUACACAGUCUGUGUGUUAUUAGGUUAUUUUAAAUGGAUUGUGCUUCAUGCCACUGUUUAUUUGACCUUUGGUUUGGAUUAGUAUUUAGGCUUCCUACAAUAUCAGAGACUUAGACUGGGCACAGAUAACUCGUCGGCCCUGUAGAUUUCCAAAUCAGUGUGUUGCUGUGUGAACAGGGCUAAUUUUCUUUAAAACAUGAUGUGCCAGGAAAAUUAGGUUCCAACUGUGUCGGCUGGAAAAACUGGUUCUGGAGGCAGAUUCCAACACAGACUUGGUGCCUUUGGAAACAUUUCCUGAAUGAAGCACUAGUGUCAGACCAGCUUUAAUAUAGAGCAUUUGGAAUAAAUUGGACUAGUUACUGCAUCAUGGAUGCAUUUAUCAAAGUACCAUAUUGAUUUGAUUUAGUCAAGCUUGAAGCUAAUUCAGUUAGUGGAGAUCAAGUCAUCUGUUGCAACAAGGGUACUCAUGUAUUUCUUUCUCUAGCGCUAGUCAUGAUAGUUUUCUCUCACCAUUCGAUGUUUGAGACCAAAGGUAUUGCUUAGAAGUUAAAGUCUCAGUCACAAUGUUGGUUAGCUUACUGUGAAUGAGACUGUGGGAGUUCUGCCUGAAAAGUUGUCAUUGCACUGUUUUGUCACUGAUGCAGUGAAAUUGCAUGCUUGAAGGUGACGAAGGCUUUGCAAGCCAAUUGCUUUUGUUUAUUUCUUAAGCUUUGAUUUUAAGCCUGGUACAAUGUUUUAGUUUUGUAUCUGUAGUCACUUUCUUUUUAUAUAUAAAACUGUAUUUUCUGCAUUUUAUAAGGCUCAACCAAAUUAAUGAGUAUCAAAGAAUGUUCCAUAUGAAUAAAAAAGUUUUAAAGCUAAAGAAUUUCCUCUGACUAUUUCAGUUCCAAAAAUCCAAAAUGCCUGGAUAUUACUGUUGGAAAUAGAGUCAUGUUGUCUCAAGAGAUUCGUUUUAUUCAUGUUUGAUUUGUGAUACAGCAGCUUUGUAUUUAUUUUUUCUUG
Molecule: messenger RNA, 5790 nt
Organism: Myxocyprinus asiaticus (Chinese sucker)
Lineage: Eukaryota; Metazoa; Chordata; Actinopteri; Cypriniformes; Catostomidae
Product: WW domain binding protein 1-like
Exons: 4
Coding region: 609-1610 (333 amino acids)
Source: RefSeq, a predicted model, not a curated record